Molecule: messenger RNA, 6420 nt
Organism: Eupeodes corollae
Lineage: Eukaryota; Metazoa; Arthropoda; Insecta; Diptera; Syrphidae
Gene: Nup98-96
Product: nuclear pore complex protein Nup98-Nup96
Exons: 15
Coding region: 452-6091 (1879 amino acids)
Biological process (GO): RNA export from nucleus; post-transcriptional tethering of RNA polymerase II gene DNA at nuclear periphery; protein import into nucleus
Cellular component (GO): nuclear pore cytoplasmic filaments; nuclear pore
Molecular function (GO): structural constituent of nuclear pore
Source: RefSeq, a predicted model, not a curated record
AAAAGAAAAGAUCCCUUCAAAAAACGUUAUAGCGCCAUUUUUCUGUUAAGUAUUUUUGCACGGCUCUACCUUAUCAACAAUUUGUGGUUCAAACUCUCAAUGCUCCCGCAAAACAAGACAACAAAAUAAUUGUACAAAUUGCGUUUGAAUAAUAAAUUCGACUAGAAUUGCCCAGCAGCUGGUUUUUCGAGUUUAAAAAUAAAAAAUAUAUUAAAGCUGUGCCCCUAACCCUAAACCAUAGUACUUACCUUUCCAUCACUCGUGUGUUUUUCAAAGUUUUGCUCUUUUUUUUGUUACUCAUGAACUAUUAACGAUUUUCACCACUUGAAGUUGAUUGAAUCAUCUGAGAGUACACAAUUUAAGAAAUAUUUAAAACAAUUACCACUAGCUACGUACAAAAAGUUACUGUUUUGGAGGGAAAAUAAGAAUUAAGAGGCAUAAAUAAGGAAAUAUGUUUGGUGGAACGAAACCUACAUUUGGCCAAGCACCGGCAAACACUGGAUUUGGCUUCAAUAGCACGACCACUGCAUCACCAUUUGGACAGUCGACAUUUGGAAAGCCAGCUACUGGUGGAUUCGGACAAGCUCCUGCAUUUGGACAGCAACAAAACACUUCGUUGUUUGGCGGAGCUCAAAACCCUAAUCCUGGACUAUUUGGAGCUAGCACAUCUACAGCAUUUGGAGCAACAACAACAGCUCAGCCAUCGUUCGGAGGAUUCUCCCAACAGCCUCAGCAGAAUACUUCAAUUUUCGGAGCCGCUCAACCCGCCGCACCACAAACAUCGCUCUUUGGUCAGCCGUCUACAUCCGCCUUUGGCGCAGCCAAGCCAUCGGGCUUUGGAUUUGGCCAAACAGCAACACAACCAACAACAUCGCUCUUUGGUCAAGCUCAGCCAACUAGCACAGCUGGAUUUGGUUCGUUCGGCCAAGCCGCUCAACCAACCAAUGCCUUCGCUAGUACUGCGACUGCAUUUGGCCAACCAACAGCAUCUGCUGGCAAUGCAACUGGCUCCGUUUUGGUUAAAUAUCAGCCCACCAUUGGAACCGAUACUCUGAUGAAAGGUGGGACUCCCAAUAAUGUCAACACGAAACAACACUGCAUCACAGCAAUGAAGGAAUAUGAAGCGAAAUCCCUGGAAGAAUUACGUUUCGAGGACUAUUUGGCAAAUCGUAAGGGUCCGCAAGCUGGAACAUCAACUGGGUUUGGUGGAUUUGGGGCAGCUCAGACAACCGCUAAUAGCGGAGGUCUGUUCGGUGCAAGCACUCAACAGACAACUGGACUUUUUGGUCAGCAACAGCCAGCCCAACAGCCCACAGAAAACAAGAACCUCUUUGGGACAAGCAUCUUUGGACAGCCUGCACCAGCAUUUGGUGGAGCAGCUCAAGCUAAUAACAGUUUUUUGGCAAAGCCCUUCUCAACUCCGGCAACCUCCACAACUGGAUUUGCAUUCGGAUCAACUCAGCCUGAUAAUUCGGCAAAUAAUCCCUUCGGGGCGAAGCCAGCUUUUGGCCAGACACAAGCUCCUAGUCUAUUCGGACAGCCAGCGACUCAGAAUACUGCAGCACCAGCCUUUGGACAGACCAACACAGCUGGGUUCGGAGGUUUUGGUGCUUCUGCUCAGCAAACCUCUGUAUUCGGUGCCACUGCAACCGACAACAAGCCAUCCUUCGGUCUGGCAGCUUCCACAGCCAACACCGGUUUCGGAGGGUUUGGAACGAAUGUCAAUACCAGCACUGCUGGUGGAGGGUUAUUUGGCCAAAAGCCUGCACCGGCGUUUGGAAACACUUCUGCGUUUGGAGCCACCGCCCCGACCACCGGAUUCAGCAACUUCCAGAACAAUCAAGCGGGUUCAUUAUUCAAUUCGAGUUUGAAUAAACAACCAACGACCGGAUUUGGUGGUUUCGGAACGCAAACUUCCACCGCUCCGCUAACAUUCAACACCGGACAACCCUCGUUGUUUGGCAACACCGCCAACAAACCACUAUUCGGGAAUACCUUACAAACUGGAAAUACCACUGGAGGACUAUUUGGCGGUGGACAGAGCAUGUUUGGAAAUAAUAACACAAUGAGUGCCUUUGGUACUUCAACUCUAGGAGGGAACACAUCAUUGGGUGCAGGUCAACAGCAGAAUUCUAUUCCAAUUCAUCAGCACAUUCUCUCAAAGGUCACAUCACCCUACGGCGACAAUCCUAUAUUCAAAGACCUAAAACGAAACGAUGAAACCGAUGCCCUGAGAGCUACUAAUCCAGUGGCGCAAAAAGCUAUUCUUGAAUCGACUGGUUCCCAGUUUAAAAUCUCAGCUAAGCCCAGCUCUAACUCGAUUAAAAUUAAACCAGUUGGCAGUGCUUUGACUAAGAAAGCUCUCUUUGAAGGUCUAGAAGAAUUCGAUAGCAGUGUAGAAACAUUCAGCUUGAAACCGAACGCCAAGCGUUUGGUAAUCAAACCCAAACCAAGCACUCCGAAUACGUCACUUAGUGGUGUGUCGGGUACUCCGCAAAGCGCAAAACCUUCUGUAAUUGCUCCUAGCUCUGCUACCAGUUCGAAUGCAAAUCAACGUAAUAAUGAAUCGUUUUCGGGUGAAAUCCCACAAGAGAAUAUUCCACCAUCCAAUAAGGAUGCAGAUACAAGUCGCCGAGAGUCAUGGCUUCAUCCGAAUAACUUGGAAAAAGUCCGUCAACAAAAUGUACACCACAAGGCAGAUGCUGUUUUAAAUAAUACCCUUACAGAAUUGGUUCCACGCAAGUCAUCCGAAUUGCCCUUUGGAACCACUGAAGAAGCAGGAAAUGUGUCACGUAAGGAUUCGUCACUCAGCAAGACUGUUUCAUAUAAUGAAACAGUGAGCGAAAGUUACAUCUCUAAUCGGUCAUACACAGAGGAUCGCAACGAUGAUUCGGUUUAUUUAAGUUCAGAACCCCAUCCAACGGGUAUUGUGCUGCGACGAGUUGGAUAUUAUACAAUACCAUCUCUUGACGAUUUGAAGUCUUACUUGGCGGAAGAUGGAUCUUGUGUAGUUCCGAACUUCACAAUUGGACGUGAAGGCUAUGGUAAUGUCUAUUUCAACAAAGAAAUGGAUGUUGCCGGCCUUAAUUUAGACGAAAUUGUUCACUUCCGAAACAAAGAGGUUAUCAUUUAUCCAGAUGAUGAUAAUAAACCACCGAUUGGGAGUGGUCUAAAUCGUGAGGCACAAAUAACCUUGGAUCAAGUUUGGCCACAUGACAAAACUAAACAUGAACCAAUCAAAGAUCCUCAACGUUUGGCCGAAAUGGACUAUGAAUUGAGAUUGCGACGUGUUUGCGAUAAGAAUGAUAUUCGUUUCAUUGAAUACCGCCCGGAGACGGGUAGUUGGGUGUUCAAAGUGAAACACUUUUCAAAAUAUGGCAUCAAUGACAGUGAUGAAGAGGAUGACAUACCAACUGAUCCCAAGAAGGCUAAAAUGAAUAUCAAAGAAGGGGAUCCAGGGGCCUUCAAAAAUGGAAAGAGUGGCGAAAAUCAAGUUGGGGCAGCUGGAGGAGUGGUUGCUGUUGGAGGAAAACAGGAUCCCAAAUCAGCUGCCAUGAAUUUCGAUGAAGCCGAAUUUAUGCUAAUGGACAAGACUCAGUUUCUCCAAAAUUCCGUGCAAAGUGACUUCUCCUAUUUCGAUACAUCCAAACGAAACAACCUUACAAGCCCAACAGCAAUCUUAGCUAAUGGCAAUGGUACUGACUCACACAAAUUACAACUAAUGAAGGCCUCUUUGUUUAUUGACGAUGAUAUGGAUUCUAAAUCUGUGAUGUCUGAGAAAAACGAUGAACGUGAUAACAUGGAUAUGAGUGUAAGGAAUCGUUUGUUUCUAACACACGAUCACGAUCAAUACUCGUCAUCGCAGUCAUUGUGGAAAGAUGGCUAUGCCAAUUCUGUUGCUUCAAGUCAAGUCGAUUAUGAAAAUAGUCAAUUUUAUGAGACCAUGAGUAAUAAACCACGAGAAGCUGAAUCAAUAACUCCGACAGUAGAACCCAUUGCCCCCGUAGUCAAAUACCAGCCUCUAAUUUUAAAGCCAAAAGUAGCUCAAGUCAAGGGUCAUGCCUCGCAAGUUCCUUUCGAGAAUUCACUUGCUUUUCGAUUGCAAGGAAAGUGUGCCGCAGAUUUGGGCAUCUUCAACAGUCGCAAAUUUAAAGUGUGUUUUGGUCCACAGAACAAUUUGAUUAUACCUGCGACCAAAAACUCAGCUGUUAAGAAAAUCAAAGAUGCGAGUUUGGAAAAUUUAGGUGAAAUCUUUAGUGGUCGUAAAUGCAAUGACUUUUCCCAAACCGUUUUGUACCGUCUUAAAAUUUCCUCCGCACACCACAUUGAAAACUUCGAAAAAAGCAUCGUUGAUCACUUAGAAAUUCAACUUAAGAACUCUUUGCAAGUUGAAAUCGAGAAUAGCGACUGUCCGAUGAUUAAGGCAAAUGGGGGGACUAAGUUAAUUGUAAAACACUUGGACGAAGCCAUGAAACUGUUGAAUUUGGGACCCUUGGAGGAGUAUGCAGUUUCGGUGUGGUCACUUUGUUUGGCCUUAUGGGGGGAGCAAGAGGAAUUGGAAGAUUCUGAUGCAACAAGUCAUCAUGCAGUAAUGUGGCGAAGGAAUUUACUUUCCCAAUGGCUUGAAAACACCUUAACGGAUAAGGACCUUCUAACGAAAAGCGUUUCGAAGAAUAAAUACAUUGAUCACCUUAUGGACCUGAUCAUGUGCCACAAGGUUGUCGAGGGCUGUGAGCUUGCCUUCAAGUAUGAUGAUGCAAACUUGUCGCUAUUACUAGCACAACUCUCAUCAGGGCCAGUUGUGAGGCAAUUAAUGGAAGACCAAUUGGCUGCGUGGCAUAAAGUUGAAGCGGAUAAGUUUAUAAGCGUUGAACGCUUGAAAUUAUUUAUGUUAGUAGCUGGGGUUUCAUUAAUGGACUCGUCGCAUGGACCGAUUAAUAGUCUGGAAGGUAUUGAGUGGAUUAAGGUGCUUGCGCUUCAACUAUGGUAUCUCUGCUCUCCCACUUGUUCCAUCACUGAUGCUUUGCUUGCUUAUGAGAAAGCAUUCAAAGCGGAUGAGUUCUACGCUUUGCCGCCGUCACCGCACUAUACAGAAUCAAUUGGCGACAGUGAAACACAUCCGCUCUAUGACCUGCGUUAUCACAUCUUCCAGCUCUACUCAAAACGAAGUCAUCCACUUGAAAGCCUCCUAAAUCCCCUAACUCAUACUGCAGACUUUAUGGACUUCCGUCUAAAUUGGCUUCUUUUGCAAACCUUCGAAGCUCUGGGAUAUCAUCAUUGUUCGGAGAUGUUUGAGAACCAAAUGCAUGUUGACUUCGCAUCGCAAUUAGAAAACUAUGGCCUGUGGAAAUGGUCGGUUUUUGUUUUGCUUCAUAUAAAAGAACAAACCGUACGGGAAUCACACAUUGAGAAUUAUCUAUAUCGAUAUGCAUCCGUGUCGAAUGAUGGCGUUAUAACAGACGAUGAGAAAUUUAUAAUAAACGUUUUGGGCGUGCCAGAGAAGUGGUUGGAUUGGGCGAAAGCAGUAAAAGCUGGAGCCACAGGAAACUAUCACAUGCAAGCUAAGUACUUGCUGAAAGCUCAAAAGUGGGCCGAAGCGCAUGAGGUCAUUUUUGAGCAUAUUGCUCCAGAUGCUGUAAUCAAUGAUAACAUGGACUACCUGCAUGAUCUUCUUAGUCACUUCGAUAAUCUAACCUCAAACAAAAGUAUUAAAGUACCAAACUGGUCAAAUCAGGGUCAAAUAUUUUUGGAUUUCAUUGAUAUCAAUGAGAAAUUUAAAAGUCUGAAGAAUCUACAUGAGGGUGACAUUGAAGCUCGAUGGGAAAACCUAAAACCUCAAUUGGCAGAUCUUUGUUCGCGUAUUAAUCUUCUGCCCUGCCCGACACCCAAACAUCGUUUGUGCCAGAGUGAAAUCGCCCAGAGUUUAGCAUGUUUAGUGCGUGGUGUUUUGGUUGUUUGUCCUUCCCUAAAUCCCUGUUUGACAAUUAAGAUCGCAUUAGAACGGUUACCUCUGCCGCAGGAGUUUGCACAGCAAGAGCUCAGAGCUCUUCUCGAUGCACUGGUUAUAGAUCUCUGUAAUUCAAAAGACUAAACUAAUUUUAGUUUGUAGUUGAAAAAUAAAUUUAAAACAAAAAUAGCUCUCCGUUAAGUUAAGAUUUUAGAAGUUAUUUUUUAAUUAUUAUAUAAAAAUAUUUGUAAAACAGCAAAUGUUAGAAAUGUCUGCACAACUGCAAAUCAUUAAUUAUUAUUUUGUAAUUCUUUAAAUUUUGUUUCUUUUUAUAUAAAAACAAUAGGUUCCCCUCAACAAAAACAGAAAAGUUAAUAGUUACACAAAAUUGUGAGUUGUUUAGUUUAUUUUUUUUUUAACUUGUUUUCUUAAGUUUAGUAAAUUCAAUUAAUAUAAUAAACAAAACAAAUAUA